Messenger RNA from Ictalurus furcatus (blue catfish), 3357 nucleotides. It is a transcript of the gene st6gal2b, whose product is annotated as ST6 beta-galactosamide alpha-2,6-sialyltranferase 2b. NCBI's taxonomy places the organism in Eukaryota, Metazoa, Chordata, Actinopteri, Siluriformes, Ictaluridae. Gene Ontology annotation, molecular function: sialyltransferase activity. The coding region runs from base 1377 to 2612 and encodes 411 amino acids. The transcript has 5 exons. The record is from RefSeq and is a predicted model, not a curated record.
AAUAAUGAAAGUAGACAUCUGCAGUCAAAUGCAAGUUUAAAAAGUUGAGCUUUAAAAAUCCCAAAGGUCUGAGCUUCCCUGAGUUCAGGAGGAAGAGAGUUCCAAAUGGAAGGAGCGUAAACAGAAAAAGUCCCGUCACCCAUAGAUUUUAAGCGUGUUUGUGGAACAGUUAACAGAUCACACUGUGAGGAGCGCAGUCUGCGAUUUGGGGUGUAAGGAAUGAAUAAAGCAGAUAAAUAAUAAGGAGCCAAGCCAUGUAACGCCUUGUAUGUCAGCAGCAUAAUUUUUAAAUCGACACGGAACCUGACCUGACCGGGAGCCAGCGCAAGGACUGCGGAGCAGGACUAAUACGAUUGUAUUUCCUGGUUCCAGUCAGGAUCCUGGUGGCAGAGUUUUGUACAUAUUGCAGUUUAUUGAUUGUGGAUUUAGACACUCCGGCUAAAACGGCGUUACAGUAAUCUAUACGAGUGACUACAAAUGAGUUAAUCGGCUUUUCAGCUACAGAGAGAGUUUAGCAUAGGGCGCAGUCUUGGUAUAUUCCUGAGGUGAGAAAAGGAUGCUUUAACAGUGCUCCGAACAAAAGAAUCAAAUGUAAGACUAGUAUCGGAAAUUACUCCCAAGGUUCGGAGCCGUCAACAAAUAGAGACAGUGGACCCGCUUUGAGAAUUUAACAAAGUACUAAUGUUGUUAAUCUGUGGUGUGCGUUUACUUUUCUUAAGCGUAUAUAUAUUUUUUAUGAUUUAUGCUUAUGAAUACAUACUUUUUUUGUUCACAUUGAUAAGUACAAAGUUGGAAGACAUUAUUGUGUAAAUGUGAAGUGCAUAUGGAAACACUGGAAGCGUAUUAAAUAACCAAAACAAACGUGUCGGAUUACUCAUUUCCCUGCACUGUAUAUUGUGACGCCACUAGCAAGCAGUCCAAUGUCAGUGAAACACCGGCUAGGCAAUGUGGAUAGGGGGUUACUGUAGAUAGGCUAGAUGUGGGACUUCAGACGUAGAAAAGGGGUUGUAUGUUUUGUUUUUAAUUUCUGCCUAGAUUUGGAGUGCACAUCCAGAAAUACAAACAUUACAAAACGGGGGGAAAAUGUAUGUCUAUGCAGAAAAACAAAUUAAUAAUAAUUUGAGGCGUGGAUAGAGUUAAGGAUAUUUUAUAGAUGGAAGCUGGGCUGUUUUGAGCCACAUCUGUGAGAUGAUUGGCAGUGUUUCCAUAAACAGUUUGGAUGUCAUUCAUCCAAAACUUUAAAAGAGACAAAUCCUACUAAAGGAGAUCUUGUACCUCUGUUUUCACACCUAGUCUAUGGUCAUAUGCCAACACAUACUCUCUUCUUCCCCAUCACAGGAUUGAACUCUGAGACAAGUCUAGCUUUGCAGUAGAGGAUGAAGAAGAAGAAACAUCGGAAGCUGUUUUUAGUGGGGGUAGUAACCUGGGUACUGCUCUCGUUCAUUUUGUUCUGCCAGAACACAGACUCCAACUUGAUCGUCUUCUGCACUUUUGUACUCUCACCUUUCACCCGAGGCAGCAUGAGGCUCAUCGAUGCCCCCCAUGUGGAAAACAGUGCCGGCACUGAACAACUGAAAGAGGCUAUCUUACCUACAGUAAGCAGCAGUAUGCAGCAGGAUUUAGAGGAGUCCUGGGCAGAUAAAGUGAUUAGUGGACUAUGGAUGGGCUUGGCAUCUUCUGACAUGCUGAGUUCAUAUCUUCAGAAAGCCAAGAAGGACUAUAUUGCUAUCAACCUAUACAGGGUGACCUACACAGGACACGGGACAAAGCAGAAGGACAAAAAGAAGCUCCUGUGCCAGCUGAAGCAGCAGAAACCACUCAAGACACUGACAGGGUAUGAGGAGCCCUUUGCGAGCCUGGGAUGGCAGAAGCUGGUGCCUCAGCAACCUCUGGAGCAGGCAAUUAGUGGUCCCUACAGAACAUGUGCUGUAGUUUCCUCAGCUGGUGCCAUUCUCAACUCAUCCCUGGGUAGGGAGAUUGAUUCUCAUGAUGCAGUGCUUCGGUUCAACGCUGCUCCAACGGAGGGCUAUGAGAAUGAUGUGGGCAGCAAGACCACCAUCCGCAUCAUCAACUCACAGAUUAUGGCUGAUCCACAGCAUAGGUUUGCUGACAGUCACCUUUAUAAGAAUGUUACACUUGUGGCAUGGGACCCUGGUCCAUAUUCUGGCAACCUCGAAGCGUGGUACAAGAACCCAGAUUAUGACCUGUUCACGGCAUAUGUUGAACGCAGGAAGAGAUCUCCAUCACAGCCCUUCUACAUCCUGCAUCCAGACUUCCUUUGGAACCUGUGGGACAUACUUCAGAGCAAUACAGAAGAGAACGUCCAUCCAAAUCCACCCUCGUCAGGGUUUAUAGGCAUCAUUCUGAUGAUGAGCAUUUGCGAGAAUCUUGAUAUCUACGAGUUCAUCCCGUCCAAAAGACACACGACUCUGUGCCACUACUACGAGAAGUACCAUGACUUUGCCUGCACACUGGGAGCGUAUCACCCGCUGUUUUAUGAGAAGCUCUUCAUCAGAAGAAUGACCAAGGUCUCUUUGGACGAACUUAUGACAAAGGGCAAGGUCACUCUUCCGGGGUUCAGUCAGAUCACCUGCUCCGGACAACAAGCGUAAUCAAGACGUCAGCAUAAACUCAGAUCUCAUUUAAAAACCACCCAAACAGAAAUUACCAAAUUGAAAUAUGAAAUGACUCAGAAGCCAUAACAGUAUAUUAGUAAUAUAGAGAAACCGGGUGGAAAGUACUUGAGUAUUAUUUUAAAUUGAACACUUGUACUCUUAAUUACAUUUCCAAGAAUUUUUUUUUAUUAUUAUUUAGAUCUUCAAAGUGCUUAUUACAAAUCACGAAGGUUUCUUCUUCUCAUCCAGGCAAAGACUGUACGCUAUGUAUCAGUCGAGUGCGCUCAGUUUAGCAUCCAAUCAUUUAUUUCAGUUUAGAAUCCAAUCAUUUAUGUUUAGCGUCCAAUCAUCUCAGUUUAGAAUCCAAUCAUCUCAGUUUAGCAUCCAAUCAUCUCAGUUUAGCAUCCAAUCAUUUGGGGGGGGCUCCAACGAACUCGGCGGGAGGAUAUGCAAGUGAAUGUAACGUUAAUGGUCAAAAACUGGACCUGACGUUAGCCUAGCCUACUUCAUGGGUGUGCAGAUAUCACCAGUUAAUUGACGUUCUUAAGAACAAACCAAGCCACGGUAUGAUGCCUUCUAUACUAAGCUAAGGUCACCUACUAUUUAGGUAUCUAGUUACUGACUGUCUGAAUAAAAAGCUCGUAUGUUGUGCUGCACUUUUCUACGCUUGGCUGCUGUCUCCAUUUCUUACAGACUGAGCUGCUCAAAUAGAUCAACCAACUUGCGUUGAGUAUGGACGCAA